AGGCUUUCUCAAUUCUCUUGACUGAAGUUGCCACCUGCGUGACAACCCGCUUUUCUUGUCCACGUUAGCCCAACAAUCGUUCCCCUUCUCGGCUUCAGUACUUCUGUUGUGUGUGUGUAAAACACAGCCACACCAUUCGCAUAGAUUUCCCCCGUUGGGGUGUGCCGAUGCGACACACUUCGUUUUCGCGGCUUCUCCGCCCGACGCCGCCUCACGUGCAACGUCGUAGAGUCGCGUGGGGAAGUUCCAACACCCGGUCCAGCGUAUACGCGGCUCCGCUUUGCACUGCCUGCCGUCUCCUCGGCACUUCCCGCACAGCUUUCGCUACGGCCUCCACCGCCGCCGCACUCUCUGCCGCGGAUUUCGCCACCAUUGCCCCACAGCUGCUCCUUCGUCAGGCACUGCAGCAGUACGCGGAGCUGGACGGCACGCAGCUGGGGGCGGAGCUUCAUCCUGGUGAGGGCCACGUGUUGAUUCCGCGUGAGAGAUUCCUACGCUUUUGUGCGCAGGCGCACGUGGACGAUCCUGACGCCGCCCUUGCGGACCUGGAAGCUGCGGGUGUUGUCGUCGCACUGGACGGUGGAACGCUGAUCCAUCUCCGGCCCGUGCUCUAUCUCGAGACCGUGGAACUGCUGUCGCAGACGCAAAACGGUACCGAUGGUAGUAGCGGUAGUAGUGACGGAACACCCGUUCCUUCCACUGGAUCGUCUGUGGGUGCCUUUAUGCUGGAAGAAGCAGAACGACGCAUUGAGAAGCUGUGCCAAAAGGAGCAGGAGCUGGCGGAGCAGCUGCGGCCUGCGAUAGCGCGAGCGGCCAAGUGGCGUCGCAGCGUCUGGGGCGGUGCACUUUUGUUUGCCGGCACGCAACUGGCUGUCAUUUCUCGUCUCACCUACUUUGAUCUCGAUUGGGAUAUCAUGGAGCCGGUGUCGUACUGCAUUACGAUCGGCACCGCCCUCGUCUUUUACGCGUAUUACCUGCGCUACAACGAGGAACACACCUACGAGGUGUUCGACCAGCGGUUUUUGCCGAAGAAGGUCCGGCAGUACGCACCGAAGGACUUCGACUGGAAGGCGUACGAAGGCGUGUGUGCGCAGCUCGUCGAGGAACGCGCGAUGCGGGAACGGCUUCGUCGCUGGGCGGAGCGCCACUGA
Messenger RNA from Leptomonas pyrrhocoris, 1151 nucleotides. RefSeq names its product putative mitochondrial calcium uniporter protein, mitochondrial. Gene Ontology annotation, biological process: mitochondrial calcium ion homeostasis; calcium import into the mitochondrion. Gene Ontology annotation, molecular function: calcium channel activity; uniporter activity. The record is from RefSeq and is a predicted model, not a curated record. The coding region runs from base 168 to 1151 and encodes 327 amino acids. Gene Ontology annotation, cellular component: mitochondrial inner membrane; uniplex complex. NCBI's taxonomy places the organism in Eukaryota, Euglenozoa, Kinetoplastea, Trypanosomatida, Trypanosomatidae. The transcript has a single exon.